UCCCCUGCCUCUGCCCUGGAACAUGGCCAGGCCAGCAGGGGUGGGGGUGGCAGCUGUCACCCAGCACAGGCGCCAGGUGCCCCUUCCCACGGGCGUCAAGUGACGGCCGGCACUCUGUGCACAGACACAAGCUGGCAGGACGGCAACCAGGAUGCGGACGUGGGGUCUCCUCAGCGCCUGGGUCAGCCUCUCGGUGGCUUUUUACUUCCACGCAGGCGAGCGGGAGGAGCGGUGCCUGAUCGAGGAUAUCCCAGGGGACACGCUGAUCACAGGUGUUUUCAAGGUGCAGCAGUGGGACACACGCAGACAUGAUUUUCUGGACUUGGCCCCCGGAUUGGGCAUGUUCGUGACUGUCACAACCUACAAUGACGAGGUGUUACUGUCAAAGUUAUAUGGCCCACAAGGAACAUUCUAUUUUACAUCACACUUGCCUGGUGAGCACAUCAUUUGUUUAGAAUCAAAUUCAACCAGGCUGGUGUCGUUCAGUGGGAGUCAGCUGCGGAUCCAUUUAGACAUCCGAGUGGGAGAGCAUGACUUGGAUGCAGCCAUCAUGCAGGCGAAGGACAAGGUCAAGGAAGUCAGCUUCAAGCUGGAACAUCUGCUGGAACAAGUGCAGCACAUAGUCAAGGAACAGAACUACCAACGGGACCGUGAGGAGCAGUUCCGGACGGCCAGUGAAGACACCAACAGCAACGUGCUGUGCUGGGCUUUCAUGCAGACGCUGCUCUUGGUCGCAGUGGGGAUUUUCCAAGUGAAGCGCCUUAAGGACUUUUUCAUAGCCAAGAAGCUUGUUUAAAAUAAUGAGAAAGGGCACCGCAGCAGUUAGUGCGCAAGUUCGAGCCCCCGUCCCCACCUGCAGAGGGAAGCUUCACCAGCGGUGGAGCAGGGCUGCCAGUGUCUCUCUCCCUCUUCCCUUCCAUCUCUGUCUCUAUCCAAAAUAAAAACCAGUGGAAAUAAGAGAAGAAAGACCAGCAAGCACCUGCUGAGGUGCAGCCUAAGCAGCACCAGACAGCGGCUCACACGCGGUGGGUGACUGGCC
Erinaceus europaeus (western European hedgehog) is the source of this 1039-nucleotide messenger RNA. RefSeq names its product transmembrane emp24 domain-containing protein 11-like. Gene Ontology annotation, biological process: endoplasmic reticulum to Golgi vesicle-mediated transport; intracellular protein transport; Golgi organization. The transcript has 5 exons. Bases 152 to 796 code for a protein of 214 amino acids. Gene Ontology annotation, cellular component: endoplasmic reticulum-Golgi intermediate compartment; Golgi apparatus; COPII-coated ER to Golgi transport vesicle. NCBI's taxonomy places the organism in Eukaryota, Metazoa, Chordata, Mammalia, Eulipotyphla, Erinaceidae. The record is from RefSeq and is a predicted model, not a curated record.